Histoplasma capsulatum G186AR is the source of this 1510-nucleotide messenger RNA. RefSeq names its product nucleic acid-binding protein. The coding region runs from base 1 to 978 and encodes 325 amino acids. The record is from RefSeq and is a predicted model, not a curated record. NCBI's taxonomy places the organism in Eukaryota, Fungi, Ascomycota, Eurotiomycetes, Onygenales, Ajellomycetaceae. Gene Ontology annotation, molecular function: RNA binding. The transcript is spliced from 3 exons.
AUGGAACCGGAACUUAAAUCCCGGGCCAUUUCAUCGACUUUUUUUUUCUUGCUCCUGGCGGCGCUUUUCACAUCCUCAUCCUCACGCUCGAUUUCUCUCAGACACGCAGCAUUCCGCGCAAUAACCGCAUCCCCUGCCGCGUUUGCUGUUAAGCCCGGAACUUUGGCUGCCCUUGGCCCUUCGCUCCUGAGAUUGAGCGGCCAGUCUACCAAAGUAGCUUUCCAGCAGCGAUGGAAUUGGAAUUCUUCUUCAAAUGGUAGCGAACCAUACGGCCGGAGGAGCUUCCAACAGACCGAUCGUCGAAAUGAGAGUCAGAGAGAGAGAGAGCCGCUGCCAAUCAAACCAAACGAGACGAUCUACGUUGGCAACCUCUUUUUCGAAGUUACCGCCGAGGAUUUGAAACGUGAUAUGGCAAAAUUCGGAACUAUCUACUCCGUUCGCAUUGUUUAUGACAGCCGUGGAAUGAGCAGAGGGUUCGCAUAUGUCCAGUUCGACUCCGUUGAAGCUGCUGAGGCAGCAAUUUCCGAGAUGAAUAUGUCCAUCUAUGAAGGACGCAGAAUUGUUGUCAACUAUUCGACCCGCAAUAGCGCGGCGCCUAGAACACGCGCUAGCGAACCGACCAAAACCCUUUUCAUUGGAAACCUGUCCUUCGAAAUGACUGAUCGCGAAUUAAAUGAUCUCUUCAGAGAUAUUCCUAAUGUUGACGAUGUUCGCGUCUCAGUCGACAAGAGAACCGGUAGACCCCGUGGAUUCGCGCAUGCUGACUUUUUGGACGUUGAGAGCGCCAAGGCUGCAAUGGAAAUUCUCAAGGAGAAGGCGCCUUAUGGACGUCCCCUUCGACUUGACUACAGCCUCAACACUAAGGAUAUGUUGGCUAGUCAAAAUAGAGGCUCGCGAUCCCCAAGCUCUAACCCCGACGAGCCAUUCCAGGCGGAGACCACCGAAACUGAAAACGUCACUUCUGAACCCGCACGGUAGAGUCAGUGACGCGCAACCAAACUGAAUGGAGCUUCUGGAUAAAUACACUACCACAAACUGGGAAUGGGCCUGCAUGGGUGUCUGCUGUAAUGUUUUACGUACUAUGGGCGUUCUAUCUGUUGCAUCAAUUUUGAUUAUGGGGUUGUUGGGGAGCGGAAAGGAGUAGGAUGGGUCCUCCCAUUGUUUCAUGUCCUCCUUUGCUUCCUUGCUCAUCCUCCCUUCGUCUCCCUAUAUACCGUUGUAUUCUGCUUAGCUGCGUCUUCUCGCCGUCAUUCCUGUUCACAGAUUUUCGUUCCCCAACGCCCCUUCAUCUAUUUCUCCGCGGUAUUCCUUUUCUUUAAAAUUGUAAAUUAUACUUGCAUGUACGGAUGUUUAUUCUGAAUUUUGUGAAACCCACUAAUUCUUUUCUGGUUCCUCAAUUGUUUGACUAUUACACGAGGACUGCUAUUUUGUGCGUUUUGUAAAAUAACGUGACUUUAGGGAUAUUGUCCGAAUCUCCUCUUUUUGAAUAAUAACAAUAAUUGAUCCUACA